Grus americana (Whooping crane) is the source of this 7408-nucleotide messenger RNA. It is a transcript of the gene PTPRJ, whose product is annotated as protein tyrosine phosphatase receptor type J. The record is from RefSeq and is a predicted model, not a curated record. Gene Ontology annotation, molecular function: protein tyrosine phosphatase activity; cadherin binding. Bases 350 to 4312 code for a protein of 1320 amino acids. Gene Ontology annotation, biological process: angiogenesis; protein dephosphorylation. The transcript is spliced from 24 exons. NCBI's taxonomy places the organism in Eukaryota, Metazoa, Chordata, Aves, Gruiformes, Gruidae.
GAGGGAGCGGCGGUGCGGAGGAGGUGAUGAGCCGCGGCGGAGGGAGGUGACCGGCCUGGCCGGGCCCUCCCCUCCUGUGGCUGGCUGUCCCGCUCGCUCCCUCACUUCGCCCUGCGCAGGGCUUGCCCUGCGCAGGGCUUCCCCCGCGGCAGCGGCUCCCGCCGCCCGCCUUUCCAGUCAGGGAGCGCUAGAGGGAGCGGUGGGAGGGUGAGGCGCCGCCGACGCCUGUGAGGGCGGCGAAGGGGUGGGACGCCGGGCGGUGGCGGGGCGCGCAGCCCGGCCAUGUCUCCGGGGGAGGUGGCGUCGGGCUGAGCGGCAGUGCGCGCAGCGGGGAGCGCUCUCCGCCACCAUGAGAAGGCUGCUGUUGCCCCUACCCUUGCCCUGCCUCCUGCUGCCGCCGCUGCUGUUGCUGCUGCCGGCCGAGGUCAGAUGUACAAUUGCCUGCACUGAGGAUUGCAGCCCAGAAAAUGUAACUGCAGAAACAAGAACCAGUAGUAAUGAUAAUUUAUCAGUAAACUCUACAAGUGGGAACAAAACCUAUGGAGGUGGAAAAUCAUCCGGGGAUGUGUCGCUAUCCGAUGGGGCGAUAAGUGAUUGGAACAAUGUAACCCAGCCUAGCAUGGUUUUUGAUCUCAAGGCAGAAUAUGUUGGUGCGACUUCUGUCAACUUAACAUGGCAGAACGACACUGCUUCCAGCGUCUACAAGUACAGGAUAGAGGUUGUAAAUGGUACCUCUGUUAGGAACCUGACGUCCUACGUCACCAAAGCCGAAAUUACCGAGUUAAUCCCUGGGACAUUGUAUAAUUUCACAGUAUUUGCGAUAACAAACAAUGGUGAGACAGAAGGCGAAGGGGUGUCCAUAAGCCUGUAUACAAAGUCCAGCCCAGUUCUUGAUCUCAAGGCAGAAUAUGUUGGUGUGACUUCUGUCAACUUAACAUGGGUGGUGAAUGACACUGCUUCCAGCUCUUACACGUACAGGAUAGAGGUUGUAAAUGAUACCUCUGUCUGGAACCUGAUGUCCAAUGUCACCGAAGUCAAAAUUACUGAGUUGCUUCCUGGGACGAUGUAUAACUUCAAAGUAUUUGCAAGACCAGUCAACAAUAUGAGCGAAGAGGAAGGAUUGUCUAUAAGCCUGUACACAAAGCCCAGUGCAGUUCUUAAUCUCAAGGCAGAAUAUGUUGGCGAGAAUUCUGUCAAGUUAACGUGGGCAGUGAGCGAUGCUGCUUCCAACUCCUACACGUACAGGAUAGAGGUUGUAAAUGGUACCUCUGUUUGGAACCUGACGUCCAAUGUCACCGAAGUAGAAAUUACCGAGUUAAUCCCUGGGACAUUGUAUAAUUUCACAGUAUUUGCAGUAGUGGCUGAUGGUCUGACAGAAGGAGAAGGAUUAUCCGUAAGAUGGUAUACAAAGCCCAGUGCAGUUCUUAAUCUCAAGGCAGAAUAUGUUGGCGAGAAUUCUGUCAAGUUAACGUGGGCAGUGAGCGAUGCUGCUUCCAGCUCCUACACGUACAGGAUAGAGGUUGUAAAUGAUACCUCUGUUUGGAACCUGACGUCCAAUGUCACCGAAGUAGAAAUUACCCAGUUAAUCCCUGGGACAAUGUAUAAUUUCACAGUGUUUGCAGUAGCUGAUGGCCAGACGGAAGGAGAAGGGGUGUCCAUAUGCCUAUAUACAGAGCCCAGCUCAGUUUUUGCUCUCAAGGCGGAAUAUGUUGGUAUGACUUCUGUCAACCUAACAUGGGUGGUGAACAACGCUGCUUCCAACUCCUACACAUACAGGAUAGAGGUUGUAAAUGUUCGGAACCUGACGUCCAGUGUCACCGAAGUUGAAAUUACUGAGUUGAUACCUGGGACAUUGUAUAAUUUCACAGUGUUUGCAGUAGCGGCUGAUGGUCAGACGGAAAGCGAAGGGGUGUCCAUAAGCCUGUAUACAAAGCCCAGUGCAGUUCUUAAUCUCAAGGCAGAAUAUGUUGGCGAGAAUUCUGUCAAGUUAACGUGGGCAGUGAGCGAUGCUGCUUCCAGCUCCUACACGUACAGGAUAGAGGUUGUAAAUGAUACCUCUGUUUGGAACCUGACGUCCAACGUCACCGAAGUAGAAAUUACCGAGUUAAUCCCUGGGACGAUGUAUAAUUUCACAGUGUUUGCGAUAACAAACAGUGGUGAGACAGAAGGCGAAGGAGUGUCCAUAAGCCAGUAUACAAAGCCCAGUGCAGUUAUUGAUCUCAAGGCAGAAUACGUUGGCAAGAAUUCUGUCAACUUAACAUGGGUGGUGAACGACACUGCUUCCAACUCGUACACGUACAGGAUAGAGGUUGUAAAUGGUAUCUUUGUUAGGAACCUGACGUCCAGUGUCACCGAAGUCAAAAUUACUGAAUUGAUACCUGGGACAUUGUAUAAUUUCACAGUGUUUGCAGUAGCAGCUGAUGGUCAGACAGAAGGCGAAGGGGUGUCCAUAAGCCUGUAUACAACUCCUGCCUCAGUGAAUUCAUUUCAGUGUGACCCAGUGGCCAAGGAGUCUUAUGUAAUGCUGAAGUGGGAAUGUCCUUCUGGUAACAAUUCUGGCUUCAGAAUUAAAAUAUGUAAUGAUACAUGGGCAAUAGAAGAACAGGCUCCAUCCUGCGUGAAAGAAGGCUCAGAGGAAACUUUUAGAUCAGCCUCUUUAGGUUAUUUCAGCACCUACAAUGUUACUAUUGUAACUCUUUCAAAUAGUUCUGAAAGCUCUUCAGUGCAGAAAAUGUGUACUACGAGCAUUACUGACCCACCUGCUCCAAGCAAAGCUCCUUUAGUCAAGGCAGUCAGUCACAGCUCGUUGUCUGUUGAAUUCCCUGAUUUUGAGUCAGUGAAUGGACCAUUAAAAGCUUAUGCAGUAAUGAUCACAACAGAAGAACAAGGUUGUAAGGCUUUGAAGUUUAAAUUGAACAACACGUACAAAGAUUUUGAGAAGAAGAUGACAGACACCUAUGUAACAUACAUCAUAGAUACAGAGCAGGCAAAAUCACCGUCCCUCCAUUCUCAGAAUCAUACAAACAUCGUAAAUGUAGGCAAGGGAAACACAAUGCAUGGCUACGAAAAUGGACCAUUGAUUCCACUUCAUUCAUACAGGGCCAGUGUUGCAGGUUUCACUAAUAUAACCUUUACUAUGGCCAACAUCAUUGCAGCGGAAGAGAGUUAUGUAUCAUUUUCACCCUGUUCUGAGGCGGUUUUGCUACCCCAGGAUCCAGGGGUUAUUGCUGGAGCUGUCAUUGGAUGCCUUUUAGCUCUAUUGGCUGUAGCCGCUAUCGGGACUUUCAUAUUCUGGAGAAGGAGAAGGAAAGACAAAAGAAAUACUGAAGUGUCCUUUUCGCCAAUUAAAUCAAAAAUGAUUAAAGUGGAGAACUUUGAGUCCUACUUUAAGAAGCAGCAAGCUGAUUCCAACUGUGGUUUUGCUGAAGAGUAUGAGGAACUCAAGUCUGCUGGUGUUCAUCAGCCCAAAUUUGCUGCUGAACUUGCUGAGAACAGGGGAAAAAAUAGAUACAACAACGUCUUACCUUAUGAUAUUUCUCGUGUUAAACUUUCAGAUCAAAGCUCUCCAACUGAUGAUUAUAUUAAUGCAAACUAUAUGCCUGGCUAUAAUUCAAAGAAGGCAUUUAUUGCUGCACAGGGUCCUUUACCCAAUACUAUAGAAGACUUCUGGCGCAUGAUUUGGGAAAAGAAUAUCUACUCCAUUGUUAUGUUGACAAAAUGUGUUGAACAAGCCCGGACAAAAUGUGAGCAGUACUGGCCAGACAACCAAUCCAAGAACUAUGGUGACAUCAUUGUGACAAAGGUCUCAGAGAUUGACCUUCCAGAGUGGACAAUAAGGGACUUCACUGUAGAAAAGUCCAACACAACGGAGAGCCACACAGUGCGCCAGUUCCAUUUCACUUCCUGGCCAGAUCACGGAGUGCCAGAGACAACAGACCUUCUCAUCAACUUUAGACACCUUGUUCAUGAGUACAGCAGUCAAAAUCCAAUCGACUCUCCUACUCUGGUGCACUGCAGUGCUGGUGUUGGGAGGACAGGGACGUUCAUUGCCAUCGACCGCCUGAUUCAGCAGAUCGAAAUGGAGAAUACUGUGGAUGUGUAUGGAGUGGUAUAUGAUCUUCGCAUGCAUCGACCUUUAAUGGUGCAAACUGAGGACCAAUACAUCUUCCUAAACCAGUGUGUUAUGGAUAUUAUUAGAUCCCAGAAAGACAAGAAAACCGAUCUUAUUUACCAAAACAUGACAGCAAUGGCAAUCUAUGAAAAUUUCACACCUGGGCCAGGCUUCGGGAAGGCCAAUGGCUACCAUGCAUAGUCUGGAAGGAACACAGUGUCUCCAGGAGGUGUUAUCUGUGCACAGGAAAAGGAGAUGUUCUACUCACGCUUUCUGAGAUUGUGUGCAUUGUCUCACGUCUGACUUCUCCAGUUCUGUCUGCAUUCGAAGAUGUGAUCUACAGGAGGAAAAACACAAUGCUGGCAGGAGACGCAGGUUGAUAAUAAAAAAAAACAACAACCCCAAACAAAACAAUUUAAAGUUAACAGAGGAAUCUCACUUUUUCUUGGGAAUUUAACAGUGCUGAUAGGUGAAAUAGCAUUUGCAGUAUGAACAGUGAACUAGAAUUUAAAUAUUAAAAUAAUAACACAAGCUUUUUAUUACAAUUUUAUAUGAUUUCAUUUACAGACACCAGGCUUGUGGGCUGUUUUAAUAUAUUUAAUUAUAAGUUUCAGGAACAUAUUUUAUCUACUGUAUCUGGUUACUUAGCUAAUAGAUAUGUGCCUCUGUGAUUUUUUUUUCCUGUGUUCCUUUUAUUUAAAAAAGGAGUACGAACAGCUCCUUCAAAUGGACAUUUAUACUUGGAAAUUGUGCCUUUUCUAGUUGCUACUCUAGAAAAAAAAAACAGCAGAGAUUCUAUUUUUGUACUGAAACUCUUAAUGAGAACACAGAUUUUUAAAUAAGGCUUAUGUCAAACUUAACUGUAGUUGCACUGUUGGCAGGACUCUCCAGAAGUUUGGAGGUGACCUUUGUUUUUGCAUUUCACCACAAAUAUCCCCUGCCUUAAUGUUUCGGUGCCUCUGCUAGAGGAAAAGGAGUGUGGUCUGUCACUCUGAGCUUUAACUAUAGUAAAAAAAACUGAGCAAGUGAAUAUGUGAAUGUGUGUGCAGGGGUGUGUGUGGGUGUGUAUGAAGGACAGAAUAGCUCCUCCCUGUUCCUGGCUGAUAUUCCUGUUUUUAUACAAUUUAUAAUGAUUUAUUUAAAGGUGCAAUAUAUGAUUUACUGAAUAAUGAUCGCUCUAUUCUAAUAGAGUUUUACUCAGGUUGGUGUCUUUUUAUCAUUGUUGUUGUUUUUCCUCAAAUAUAUAAAUCUGUGAAAAUGUCGAACUAAGGUUCCAAGUAUCAAAGCACUCCCAAAACAGAUUGACUGGCUUUACUGUUUCUACCAAAACAGAUUGCACAAAAUUCUGCUGUAAAGACCAAUUUCUCAGUUGUUUUAGCUAUUCAAAACUGAGAUACAUCUUACCUGCCUGCAUCUCAUUGAUCUAAUGUAAUUGUUUUAUAAUUAUUUGCAAUAUACUGCUGCUGUUGUUUUAACUGGUCCUUUUAAAAACAGAACAAACAAGCCGAAAAUGCCUAGUUGCUGAUUUUACAAGUCAGGGAUUAGAUUGGAUUUAUUUUGCUGGUACAUAACUGUUAGACUUAUGAAGGCAUUACCAAUGAAGGACUUAAGUAGCUUGGGAGUGUGUGUCUUUUGGUCUUUGGAUCAUUGCACUGGUUGCAUUGCAGAGGAAUAUGAAGUUUAUGAAUUAUGCUAUAGAAUAGCUAUAAAGUGGUAAAAAUCUUAUGAAGGUUUAAUAACCACAGUCCCUGGAAUUCUGCUGCUUUUUUUUCGUUUGUUUCUUUUUUUGGGGUUUUUUGUUUGUUUUAGCAGAGUUGUCAGAAAAAGCUACAGAUACUAGGAGUAUAUGUGGCAUUACAGUGGAACCUGACGACCUCAAAGAAUCCACUGUCAGCUGAAGGAAGACAUAGGAAUUCCCGUUGCACAACUGUAACUUUACAGAGAUCCAGAGGAAUUUUUUACAACCUGGUGUGAAAUUGUGGUGUGCUGUGUGGGGAAAACUGAAGGACAAACCACAGUGCGCUUCGGCUUUUUUGUUUGGUUUUUUUUUUUUUUUGUAGCAGCCACUUGUACGUUCUUGAAUAUUUUUUUGUCUCUCUCUGAAAUACUUUAAAAAAAGAAAAAGAAAAAAAAAAAACAAAAAACCACCAAACAUUAAUGAUCCUGCCCAGCUCCAUCCAAACUGGCAGUCCACAUAGUCAAUCUCUCACCUGGCAUUCUUCCUAAGCUGCUGUCAGAUGACAAACCAACCACUUGGACCAAACCAAACCAUUCCAAAGGAACUGGGAGGGAAGAAAGUCUGCCUCUUACAGUCACAUUAUUUUUUUUUUAUCUCUUAAUCUUUUAAUUACUGCACAUGUGCAGAGCAUAGAGCCAGUAUUCAUUAUUCCAAGUCUCCCAAGAAUUUGCUGCCUUAGGGUGGUGAAUGCUCUCUUGCUUUAGAAGGCCUUUGUUUUGUAUAGCACAGAAGAGAGGGAGAUGAAUCUUCUACGCUAGAUCAUGUGUUUGCAUUAUAUUGCAGCAGAACAUCAGAAAACUAGCUAGAAUGGUAUGUGUUUCUGCCUAACCACUGCCCAGAUACUCUUACAGAAAACAAACGUGUCUGUCCCAUUGUUUUGAAGUUGGAAGCAGGCGCCAAAUUCUCACUUGUGUCAUCACCUAAUGAGUAUCCAUUUUUAAUACAACCGGAUGCAUGUGUUUUCUCAAAAGUGAUUCAUUGUGAGAAGAGACUGAAGUUUGAAGUAAGUGACCUGCUGAUUCCAGGUAUAGGUGGAAAAAGUUGGUAAGGCUUAAAAUGUUGUAAACAUGAAGUUGGCCAUAGUGUCAAUGUGAAUAAGUAGGACAUGCCUCAUAGGAUAUCUCUGUAGGAAGAGGAGGAUUACAGGUAAUACUCUACCUUGUGGAUCUGUCUUGGUCAAGAUGACUUGAAUUCCUGCAAAUAACUUUUCCCUGCCUUCUGACGUUCUCUGUUACAGUUGCCAAGAUCUGUCUCUUUGGUCAGUGUUUUCUCUUGUUGCUUAUCGAAAGCUACCCACUUUCCAGGCUGAAAGCUCUACUGUGUGGAAAUUACAUCUCCUGCAUUUCUGUUCUACUCUUUUUCCCAUUUGGGGCCUGCUUAAGAAGGGAAAAAUGAUGUGUUUCAAAUAAGUGACUGUUGAAUAUCUUGAAAUGAUGUACAAAUUUUAUUGUUUUCAUAUUUGUUGUACAGGAAGUUUCAGCACAUGUCUAUAAUGUUUUUAAUGGUUUGAUUUGUUUUAAAAAAUAUAAAAAUAACAAUUAAAAAGCAUCAUCCUAGAG